AUGUCAGUAGUCUUUCCAGCAGAAAUAAUUCUUCAAGCCUAUCUUGAAAGUGACACUGCCAAUGUUACAGCUCUUUGGCUCAAUAUCAUGCUAGCUUCCCAAAAACAAGGUGCCUCACUCACUCAAUCAGCCAUUUCCAAAUAUUCCUCCAAUUCUCAAUUAGUUUCACUUUUACAAGAAUUGAAUGCAAACAUGACUCAAAUGGAACAACAACUUUCUGGAUUAUUCUCAUCUUUGCAAUUGCAACAAUUACCUGACAUUCAAAAUCUUACCUAUGGUGAUGAUUGUUCAUUGAGAGCUGCUACAGUUGAUAAUUUGAGAGGUCCAUGUGAUUUUAUAUUUGUCUUGAUUCAUAGAAUGGCAAUGGCAAAGAUUGUUAACUUGUUGGCCAUUUCUGAAGGUGAUAUUAAUCAACAAGUUGGUGAUAUUGCUUACAAUGAAUUGGUCAAUUCAUCCAAUACUAUUGAAAAAUUAUUGCAAAUUGCAAAGGCAUCCAAUUGCUAUGCCCAACAAUAA
Naegleria gruberi is the source of this 516-nucleotide messenger RNA. RefSeq lists its product as uncharacterized. The transcript has a single exon. The coding region runs from base 1 to 516 and encodes 171 amino acids. The record is from RefSeq and is a predicted model, not a curated record. Lineage: Eukaryota; Heterolobosea; Eutetramitea; Acrasida; Naegleriidae.